Messenger RNA from Limulus polyphemus (Atlantic horseshoe crab), 6485 nucleotides. Its product is annotated as RILP-like protein homolog. Gene Ontology annotation, molecular function: protein dimerization activity. NCBI's taxonomy places the organism in Eukaryota, Metazoa, Arthropoda, Merostomata, Xiphosura, Limulidae. The coding region runs from base 161 to 1231 and encodes 356 amino acids. The transcript has 7 exons. The record is from RefSeq and is a predicted model, not a curated record. Gene Ontology annotation, biological process: cilium assembly. Gene Ontology annotation, cellular component: ciliary basal body; cytoplasm.
UGUCACUAAAUGGCCUAACUAUACGUUCUUCAAACAUGUUGCGAAGUGCUAUAGACGAUGACGAGUAUUUUUCAGUUUCGCAUUUGUAAAUACUGAUGUAUUUGUUAAGAAAAUAAGGUUACAUAUUUGGAAUUGUUUGGGGGAUGUAAAUUAUUUAAUCAUGAAUUCUGUUGUUGAGAGACUAUGUGUGGAAGACGUUUAUGAUUUAGCGUCAGAAAUUGGGAAGGAAUUUGAGAAAAUAAUUGAUAUUUAUGGCGCUGAAGUUAUCACCAGUUUGAUGCCCAAAGUUAUCUGUGCUUUAGAACAGUUGGAAUCCUGUGCAGUUAGAAAUGAUCGUGUGGAUUUAGAAAUUUCAGACUUAAAUUCAGCCAUUGCCCAGCUUCAGUACGAAAAAAUCGAAAAGCAAGAAUCAAAAAGUAAACUUGAAAAGGAGUUGGAACAUAUAGAGGACAUUUGGAGAGAAGAAACCAACCAGUUAAGUGAACUGGUUUCAAAGCUGAAGGAGGAAAAUUUCCGCCUGAGUAGCUCACUGAAAGAGAAGGAAGAUUUCCUGUCUGAAAAGUCAACAAGUUGUUUCCCAGAUCAGGAGCUGAUGGUAGCACAGAAGUUGAAAGAGAUUGUUGACAGGCAAAGGGAGCAACUUGACCAGAAAGACAGGGAAAUACAUCAGAAGUGUAACGAUGUAGAAUCUCUUCAGCAACAGGUUCAAAAGUUGGUGCACCUCAACAAGGAUUUACGACGCAAACAAAAGCACCAGCAAUCUCAGAUGCGAACUUUUGUUGAAGAAAAAGCAGAACUACAAGUACGUGUAGAAGAACAUCAGAAAGAGCUUCAACAGCUACGUGAACGUUUGGGGGUAGCAGUAAAGGAAAACUUAGAACUUGCACAGGCUGAAAGUAAACUUGUGCCAGAUUUGAGGGGAAAGAUGGUGAUUGACCUUGAUGACCCCAAUAGGCCACGAUUUACAAUAGAUGAGCUGAAAAGAAUAAUGUUUGAAAGAAAUGACCUGAAAGCGAGGAUAAGUGAACUGGAAGAUGAACUUGCUUUCUUCAGGCCUACUCCUCCUCCAAAGUCAGAUAACGAGGGAGAAUUAGAAAGAACUAUCGAAGAGUUACCAGUGCAGGGGCCAAUAAAUAAAGAACCAGAAGAAAAGUUGUUCCCGUGGAUGAAGCCUUCCGGAAUACGUAGAUUUUUUCCAUCACUUAGCUGGCCUAGUCUAAAGCUCCAAUAGCAAGGACUUGCCCGGUGGUGCCAUCUAUGGACAGAUAAAGAUGAAAAGAAUGAGGUUCCCCGGGCAGAGGAAGACCUGAAUGUAUUUCAUGUAAAUGUUGCCCUCUUGUGGCCUGCUCUGUUAGAUGUAUAGAUAACCAAACUAACAGAUUAUUUAAUAAAAGUAGCAUAAUUUGUAAAACUUUUAGUCAUUUGAACCAGUGAAACAAAAUGUCUGAAGCUGAGACUUUGUAACAUUUAUGUUCAUAUUGGACAAUGUUUGUAUGAAAAAUAUCAUACGUUAUUAGGUGGCUGAAAUGUGAAAGAUCUGUUUACUGUUAUCAUAAGAUAGUGAUAGGUUAGGGCUAUAAUAAACUGUUAUGUUUACGAACGUAUAAUUUUAAUUGCCUUCCGUGUGGUUUCUAGUACUGGAAUGUGCCACUGUUACAUCGGUUUAUGACUAUCUACUUAAUUAGGCUCACUGAUGGUGGUUUCCCCAGAUAAAGUAGGAUGAUAAUGGUUACUUUUGGUUCAAAGUUCGUUAAUAUUGGAAGGAUUUAUUUAAAGGAAAUUGUUUCUCCUUGCAUUGGAGAUGUUUAUUACUUAGAAAUUAAGACAAUACUCUUUGUAACUUAAAAUUUGAGGAAUUUAAAUGAUUUAUCUCGUGUUAUAUACUCUCACAAUUUAGUAAAACAGUUCCUUAGGUUUCCAUGUGUUAAUUUAUAUAGUUCCUGUUUGAUUAAAAGAUGAAUUAGUUUUGGCAUCAAUUAAAGUUCGGAAAUCACCACCAGUGUAUUCUUCAUCUUAAAAUAUACCUUUUGUUAUACUGAAAAGUGUAUGUUGAUACGCAGGGUUUUUAACUAAAGACUACUUUACCCAAUUUUAACUUCUUUUGCACCACAGAAAAUUUGUUUAAUGAUGUUUAUGAAUUGUAUACUGAAAUUGAUGAAUUGUGAUUAGAAUAUCCAAGGUUUUUUUUCGUUAAUGAAGCUAAAUGUUUGAAAUAUAGUUGGAGUGUAUAAUUUUGAAUGUUUGUCACUGUAUGUUCCCUACAGUGUUAUCCUGUUACAAUAAGACCGAGAAAUAGCUUGAGAAUUCCCAAUGUUGUGUUAGGCCGAUCACUUGAAUUUUUAAAUCAUUACUCUUGGCACCCUUUUUUUUAUUUUAGCUAAAAAAAAUUUAAUUACUGUUUAAUAGUUAAAUUCUUUGUUAAAGCAUUUUACAAAAAAAGUUGGGGGGGGGGAUUUUAAAUUGUUAUCAACAUGUUCUUUCAUUCUUAGUGAAUGAAUAAUGUUUUAAAGUUGUUCUAGCAUAUUUCUUAACGCAUUACACUUGUGUAAUAUUUUUAAAAAAUUUAUGCCUCGACUUAUAGGUGUUUGUAUAUCGUAAAAACAUGCAUAUAAGGUCAUUGGUUGACUAUGUUCCACAAAAUGGUCAUUAAUUAUCACCUGAAAUUAUAUUUUGAGGUUUGUGACAGUUUUACCGGUGAAUUUAGGUAUGAACGAACUUCGUGUUCUUAAAGAAUUUCAAGGAGAAAAUAUUCGUUAUUAGUAGAUAUUUGGUUUACAAGGUUCUUGAAUGACCAGUUUCUUAGAUUUGUAAUAUCAGUUUUAAAAUAAUGGUUUAAUAGAGUUUGGAGCUUUAUUCAAGUCAAAAAAACCAUGUCAGCAGUUUUAAACAAUUUACAGAUUCUAACAGCUUUACUAGUGUAAAAUUCACACAGCUUUAGUUUAGGUAAAUGCUCUUUUUACACGCCUCUAAUUUUGAAUCUGAUAUCUAAAAAAAAUUAAGAGGGAAAAAGAUCAGCAGAUACUAUAAUUUUUGGUCACAAAUUUUAGGCCUGUUGGUUUCUAAUGCUUUGUCAGCUUUCAGCAUUUAAACCUCAACCUUUAGAGUAGUGUAUGACGUAUAUAUAUAAGUAGUGUUUCAUAGAAGUUUUAUCUUGUCAUCCAAUCCAGUUGAAGAAUUCUGCUCUAUCUAAAUGUCUCUGAAGUUGAAUCAAAAAUUGAAAAAUUAAGAAGUGGUGGAGAUCUAUGUUUAACAUGAUUUUUAUCAGAACUUGUAAGCCUGUUAAAUUCAGUUAUUGGUUUUAGCUGCUUCAGGUAGCUAAAUUCUAGUUGUUUGUUUAGCAGCUUCAGACAGUUUUAAUUCUAGUAAACUUCACCAUACAACUUUAGAAGCUUCAGGUAGCUAAAUUCAAGUGGUGGUUUUAGUAGCUUCAGACAGUUUUAAUUCUAGUAAACUUCACCGUACAACUUUAGAAGCUUCAGGUAGCUAAAUUCAAGUGGUGGUUUUAGUAGCUUCAGGCAAUUUUCAUUCUAGUAAAUUCAGUUCAUAGUUCUAACACUUUUACUAAACUCAGUUUCAGGAAAAUCUUAUUAAUAUCAGCUGACAGUGUCACCAACUUCAAGUAGUCUUAUCAAACUUAUCAGUGCCUGGACUUGUGUGUAUUUAGUAAAAACAUGCAAGAUUAGUGAUUGACUAGGUCCCACAAAAUAGAUGAAUUAUUAGUACCGAAAGUUAAUCUUUAUGCUGGAUAUGUAAGAUUUACCCAUUUCUUUUCACUACAUUUAUAAUUGGUGUACGCAGCACGUCACCUGGCUUAGUCAACAUUUAUUCGUUUUGAUAAUUAUUUCAGAAAAACAAACAAAAAACAUGUUGUACUCAGUUCUAAAUUUUUAUGUACAGAGAAAUGAUUAAAUGAAGUUAUAUUGAGCAAGAUAUAGUGUAUUUGUACAUAUGGUGUUAGUAUAUUGUGAGUACUUGUUUGGAUUAUGGGUUGGUGCUUUCUCUUAGAAGUGCUGGUAAUCUGUCGGUGGCAAUUUGCUCCUUUAGUUCACUUUUAGGUUAACAAUAUUAAAAUCUGUCUUCUAAGUAAAGUUAAAUUAUGAUUAUCCAAAACUGGAAGACAUAGGAUGUGGUUCAAGUGGAAGAAAAAUCUGAAGAAAACAAAAUUUUAUAUUUCAAAAUCAUUCUGUUCUUAAUUUUUUAGCAUUUGUGGUUGAAAAUUCCUUAAACAGAAAAAUAAAAUGCAGAUCGCCCAAGAAGAUGUGCGUUUGUACUGUGUAUUAAUACAGUGACUUACUACACUGUGUCAUAAUAUGGUGACUUAACAGCAUUGCACUGUAAUACAGUGACUUACAGCACUGUGUAUUAAUACAGUGACUUACAGCACUCUGUAUAAUAGUGACUUACAGCACUGUGUAUGAAUACAGUGACUUACAGCACUGUGUAUUAAUACAGUGACUUACUACACUGUGUCAUAAUAUGGUGACUUAACAGCAUUGCACUGUAAUACAGUGACUUACAGCACUGUGUAUUAAUACAGUGACUUACAGCACUCUGUAUAAUAGUGACUUACAGCACUGUGUAUGAAUACAGUGCUUUAAAGUUGUAACUAAUAGUAUAUUUCCUAAUAUUCAACUGCAGUAAAGUAUUCUGUACAACAGGUAACUGCAUGAGUGCCAUUUUAAAACUGUUAACUUUUGUUUUAAUAAGUAGAGUGCUCUGUUUUAAACCCAGUGAUAAAGCUUAAGGAUGUAAAUAUAUGUGAUCAAGUAAACUUGGUUGUGUUCUUUUAGUCAUUUGUGAAGGUCAUGAAAGGUUUAACUAGUCCAAAAUAGAAUGAUUCCCUAUUAAAGCUGAUUUGUUGAACUUGGUAUAUGCCUUUUCUUAGCAUUAUUAGGUAUGUAUUCUUAUGUUUAAAGUUCCUACUUUUAAUUAAAUUCAACUUAGACUUUAUUAAUUAGAUCAGUAUCAGGAUGAACAAAAACAUGUUAUAUCUAUUAAAGGAGUAGUCAAAGAUCUAGUUAAAAUAUUACAUUUGUAUUGGAAAUAUUAAUUCUAUAUAUAUAUAUUUUUCUAAUUACAAUGGGUUUGUACGUAGACUGUUUGGAAAAAGGUAUAAUUUAGUUAUGUGCAUUAAAAAAAAUUCUAGUAGUGUAAGUUUUAAAGUUCCGUAUAUUUUGAUAAAUUUGUAACUUCUUUCUCAGCUUGUCGGAACAACGAUGAGGUUGAUAAAGCAAAAAAAAAAGAAUCAAAUUUUCUUUCAGUUUACUUCUGUAUCUUAAAGCAGUAUCUUGAAUAGAACCAAACCAUGAACUGUUUCUUAAUUUUGAUGCUUUAAUUUUAGUAUGCAAAUUGGCUAAUCUCUGAAAUGUGACCUAAUGAUGGAGAGAGAUAUAUGCUUUGGAUAAAUUUUUGGUCCUAUUAUGUAAAGCUGGCAAGACGGAACUGUUUUAAGCUAGUUUUGAGCUUUAUAUAACUAUUAUUAUCUUUAUUUCUAACUGGAGGCCAGUUGUCUUCUAUAAACUCCCGUUUGUAUGGUUUAGUUGGCAAGAAGAAAGUUGUAAAUGUAGUUGUUAAGUUAUUAACUCUUUUAAUAUCAUAUAUGGUAUACACUUAUAUAACCUUUGUUUUAGUUUUGUAAAGUGUGAUAUUAAGUAAUUUGUUUUGAGAGAUAUGUAUACAAUAAACUCAUUAGUUUCAAAAUUAAUUUAAAAAAAUAACAUUGUUGCAUAUUAAUUUUGUAAAUAAAUGUCCAAAUAAUCAUUUUACUUAAAACGUCUUAUAAUCUGAGCAUAUAAUCAUCUGUGAAGUAUUAAGACAAUUAUCGUUCGAACAAAAUUCAUGUUGAUAUAACAAGUAUUAACUGAGAUGUAAGUAAUUAUACAAUACCACAUGUGUGUCUAUGUUUAUGUCUAAAAAUAAACCUGACACUGGGAGAGGAGUUUUUUUUAUAUAUAUAUAUAUAUAUAUAUAAAUGCAACAGUGAAAGUUAUUGAGGGGUUUUCAUCGCUUGGAAAUACUGUAUGAUACAGAAAAUGCAUACGUAAAGUCGGAAAUCUUGCCGAAGUUACUUGCAAUAAUAAUAUUGCAGAUCUCGGAACAAAAAAUAAGUAAAUUUCAGUUUUUGAUGUAGAAUAUAUAUAUUUGUAAAUAGACAAUAUAAUGAGAUGAGAUAGCCCAACUUUGUUUUAUAUGUGAUUUUAAGUAACUAAUAAUUAGUGUUCUUAAAAAAAAAGCAAAAAUCUUUGACCUUCCAUUUUUAUGAGGGAAUAUCGCUUAUGAGCGAGCCUUUUAAUACAACUUUUCAUCGAUACCACUUAUGAAAAAUGUCUUCCAUAUUUAAUACUAUGGGAAAUAUGAUGAACAAAAAAUAAUAAACAUGAAAUCUGCAUAAUCUUAUCUAAGUAUGAAUAACCUUUGUUGGUGUAUCAAAACUGAAAACUGUACAGUUUGUACGUCUAAGUAAAACUUGCACGUUUAUGUAAAUA